Messenger RNA from Homarus americanus (American lobster), 1772 nucleotides. Its product is annotated as E3 ubiquitin-protein ligase MARCHF5-like. Bases 97 to 1071 code for a protein of 324 amino acids. Lineage: Eukaryota; Metazoa; Arthropoda; Malacostraca; Decapoda; Nephropidae. Gene Ontology annotation, molecular function: zinc ion binding. The transcript has 7 exons. The record is from RefSeq and is a predicted model, not a curated record.
CAAAAUAAACCCCCUACUAGAGGUACUCAAUGACCCUCAACUACUCUUAUUUGUGACGAUAUUAAAUGAAGCCUCGACCUCACACACCUCCUCGAAAUGGCUGAUGAACCCCAACAGACAGACGUUAAUAGCCAUCGUGACGAGGAGAAUAAACGGUAUUGUUGGGUUUGUUAUGCAAGUGAUGAAGACGAUGAAACAGCGCCAUGGGUCAAACCUUGCAAGUGUAGAGGAACCACAAAAUGGGUGCACCAGUCAUGUUUGCAAAGAUGGGUAGAUGAAAAACAAAAAGGCAACUCUACUGUAAAAGUAAACUGUCCUCAAUGUGGAGUGGAGUACUUCAUUGCCUUCCCUAACAUGGGUCAGUUAAUGUUGUUUCUAGACAGAGUGGAUGCUUUCAUAUACAAAGUGUGUCCAUUUGUGGCUGCCGGUGUAGUGGUUGGCUCAAUCUACUGGACUGCUGUUACCUACGGUGCCAUUACUGUCAUGCAGGUUGUGGGCUACCAAGAAGGAAUGGCAUUGAUGGAACAAGCAGACCCGUUGGUGCUCCUGGUGGGAUUACCUACAAUUCCUAUCUUUCUCAUUCUUGGCAAGAUGGUUCGUUGGGAAGACAAGGUCCUCAGGCUCAUAAGGGCAUCAGUUCAAAGACUUCCUUUCCUAAAAUAUCUCCUUCCUGCAUUUAGGUAUGAAGAACCAGCAGGAGUGAGUACAACAGCAGUAAUAAGUGAUCCAGUAAAUGCAACACGAGUGCUCUGUGGUGCUCUUUCCCUCCCAACCCUCGCUACUAUUGUGGGGCGACUUUUCUUCCCAUCUGCCCACGACAAUCUUACCAGAACCUUGCUUGGAGGUGCAUCAUUCUUGGUAGUGAAAGGCCUGUUCAAGGUUUAUUACAAGCAGCAACAACAUGUGAUGCAGAGUAGACGCAAGAUAAUAGACUAUCCCCAGGAUCCUUCCACGCCGCCACAGGUCCCAGCUGCCUCCACUCCCCGUGCGCCUCCCACCACGCCACAGGAGUUUCCCGUCACCUCAUCGUUAACGACCACUCAACCUUCGUCCAGCCAAAACUUUGAUUAGCAGUAGUUCAGUAGUUAUAACAAGAGUAAAGUUGGCGAAGAACAAUUUUUAAAUAUUUUGUCUUCAAACAUUUUAUGCAGAUAGUGGCAUGUGUUAAUACUAUGACUCCUGGAUCUGCUGUGUUGUUAUUAAGUGUGGGAAGUGUACAUUAUGACUGAGGGCCGUAAAGCACUGUUAAUUAUGCCUCUUGGUUUCACUCAAAUUGUCUCGGUACUUAUAAACAGCACUUUUUCUGAUGACUUUUCUGUGAACUUAAGAAAUGUUGUCAAUUAUAUUUAUUUAGUGACUCAUCAAAACAUCUUAUUUGUUCCCUUGAUAAAUGAAGAAGUGAUAUUCUACAAUUAGUACAGUAUACUAGUGUAAAAAAUACCCUUUUCCACACCCUUGUGUAGCUUAUAUUGUCUGACUAGGAAAUCUAAUGAAACCAACAAUUUAAAGACUGAAGCUUAUCACUUAAUUCUUAUGAUGUACUCUAUAGGCUUGCUCUACUGUAUAUUGUUCAUGUACUUUGAAAGUCUCUCAAGUAUGACAUUACUUGAAAAUACAGAACAACUUAAAAUAGAGAAGCUUGAAGACACUGUACUGUGUUAUCAGUGUAUCGGAUUAUGCUAUUACAGUUACACAUACGUGUGUAAAUACUCAUAAAAGUGAUAAUUUAGAAAUUUACUAAAUAUAUUUAAACAAAAAACAAAACAUUUUAA